Quercus robur (English oak) is the source of this 570-nucleotide messenger RNA. RefSeq lists its product as uncharacterized. Bases 1 to 570 code for a protein of 189 amino acids. The transcript has a single exon. Lineage: Eukaryota; Viridiplantae; Streptophyta; Magnoliopsida; Fagales; Fagaceae. The record is from RefSeq and is a predicted model, not a curated record.
AUGAGAGAUAGAUGCUCUAAGCCUCCCACCGGAAGAUUUGCAAGCUUCACCCCGCUAAACACCCUAAUUGAUCAAGUCCUAAUGCAGAUCAAGGACGAAGGAGCCUUGACAUUCCCUAGUAAGUUGAAAGGAGACCCUAGCAAAAGGUCCAGAGACAAGUACUGUCGUUUCCACCAUGACCACGGUCAUGACACAUCUGACUGCUAUGACUUAAAGCAGCAGAUAGAAGCUCUUAUCAGGCAAGGGAAGUUGCAAAGGUUCAUCGAUAAGGAAAGGAAGGACAGGCCCCAAGAACCACCUACCCGAAGAGAAAACGAGCAUCCUAGACCCCCACUAGGAGACAUAAGAAUGAUCGUAGGAGGAACCACAGUAUCUGGCUCAUCCAAGAAGGCACGUAAAACCUACCUACGGAUGGUUCAGAACGUCCAGUUGAUGAGAUUCGUCCCAAAGAUGGCAUGGAUUAACAAGUCUGUCAUUGGGUUUACAGAGAAAGAUGCCAGGCGUCUCCACCACUCUCACGACGAUGCGCUCGUAGUUAGCAUUCGGGUGGGAGACUACAACACCCACUGA